GUGUGUGGUGUGUGUGUGAGUGCGCGCGCGUGGUGGUGCGCGCGUGUGAGUGUGCGAGUGUGUGUGUUGCGCGUAUGUCUCUGUGUGUGUGUGUGCGCAGGGAAAAGCUAUUGGAUGUAGUGAAGCUGGCGCUGGAGAAGGGGAGCGGGCAGCAGGCUCCGGCCGCCUUUGCAGCUGUUGCUCAGGCUCCAGCCCUGGCUCCGGCUCUGGCUCUGGCUCUGGCUCCGGCUCCGGCUCCGGCUCCAGCUCCAGCUCCAGCUCCAGCUCCUGCUCCAGCUCCGCUCCGCUCGGGCUCCGGCUCCGGCUCUGACUCCGGCUCCAGCUCAGCCGCCGCCUACUCCUCCUGCCCCGGGCCACCGCCGCUGUUGCUGCCCCUCCGGGCAGUCAGAGAUGCUGCCCCUCCUUCCCAGCAACCAGCACCGGCUCCGGGCUCGCCGGAAAAGAAAGGAGCUACUGCUGGGCCAGUCUGCUUCCUGGGCUCGCUCUUGCUGCUCCUCUCAUCCCUGGGUAACUGGGCUGAUAAAGCCGGUUAUUAUAUCUUUGACUAUAUGGAAACAAAUGAUAAGUGGAGUGGGAGGAGAUUACUACAAGAGAAUGCCACCUUGAUUCCAGAGAAUACAGAACCCCUGCCUGGUAAAAACUGCACUGACCCUGCUCUCCAUGAAUUCCCUGUUGACAUCUUUACAAAUGAGGAACGACGGCAGGGCGCUGUGGUCUUGCAUGUCCUCUGUGCCAUGUACAUGUUCUAUGCUUUGGCCAUUGUGUGUGAUGACUUCUUUGUCCCUUCCUUGGAAAAGAUUUGUGAACGACUCCAUCUCAGUGAAGACGUGGCUGGGGCCACUUUCAUGGCAGCUGGAAGCUCUGCUCCUGAGUUAUUUACAUCUGUCAUAGGUGUUUUCAUCACAAAAGGGGAUGUGGGUGUUGGAACCAUCGUUGGCUCAGCUGUCUUCAAUAUUCUCUGCAUUAUUGGUGUCUGUGGGCUUUUUGCUGGGCAGGUUGUGGCUCUAUCUUCUUGGUGUCUCCUGAGAGAUUCAACUUACUAUACACUGUCUGUUGUUGCCCUCAUUGUGUUUAUAUAUGAUGAAAAAGUUUCUUGGUGGGAGUCCUUAGUACUAGUGCUAAUGUACAUCAUCUACAUCAUUAUUAUGAAAUACAAUGCUUGUAUACAUCAGUGCUUUGAAAGGAGGACAAAGAGCACUGGGAACAUGGUCAAUGGCUUGGCCAACAACACUGAAAUUGAUGACAACAGCAAUUGUGAUGCAACGGUAGUGCUCCUUAAGAAAGGUAACCGCGAAGCAAAUUUCCACCGCAAAGCUUCAGUGAUCAUGGUGGAUGAGCUGCUGUCAGCAUAUCCACAUCAGCUCUCUUUUUCUGAGGCCGGGCUCCGUAUCAUGAUUACCAGCCACUUUCCCCCCAAAACUCGGCUCUCCAUGGCCAGCCGCAUGUUGAUCAAUGAGAGGCAAAGAUUAAUCAACAGCAGAGCAUAUGCCAAUGGAGAGUCAGAGGUGGCCAUCAAAAUCCCCAUCAAGCAUGCUGUUGAGAAUGGAACAGGACCCAGCAGUGCCCCAGAGAGGGGUGCAAAUGGCACCCGAAGGGAUGAUGAUGUUACUGAGGCUGGCAAUGAAACUGAGAAUGAGAAUGAGGACAAUGAGAACAAUGAGAAUGAUGAAGAAGAAGAAGAGGAGGAGGAUGAUGAUGAGGGACCUUACACUCCAUUCGACCCACCCUCUGGCAAAUUGGAAAUAGUGAAGUGGUUGUUCACCUGGCCACUGAGUUUGGUCUUGUACUUUACUGUACCCAACUGCAACAAACCCCGAUGGGAGAAGUGGUUUAUGGUGACAUUUGCCUCCUCCACCCUGUGGAUCGCAGCCUUCUCCUAUAUGAUGGUUUGGAUGGUUACAAUUAUUGGCUACACUUUAGGUAUUCCUGAUGUGAUCAUGGGGAUCACAUUUCUGGCAGCUGGGACAAGUGUGCCUGAUUGCAUGGCCAGCCUCAUUGUUGCAAGACAAGGGAUGGGUGACAUGGCUGUCUCCAACUCCAUCGGAAGCAACGUGUUCGACAUUCUGAUUGGCCUGGGCCUCCCGUGGGCUCUGCAGACCCUGGCAGUGGAUUAUGGCUCAUAUAUUCGACUGAAUAGCAGGGGACUGAUCUACUCUGUUGGCUUGCUCUUGGCUUCAGUUUUUGUCACGGUAUUUGGUGUUCACAUGAACAAGUGGAAACUGGACAAGAAGCUGGGGUUUGUGUGCCUUUUCCUGUAUGGCAUCUUCUUGUGUUUCUCCAUCAUGACAGAAUUCAACGUCUUCACCUUUGUGAACUUGCCCAUGUGCAGGGAGCACUGAUCCACUUGGCAAGGCUGAGGUGCCACUUCCUUCUUUUUUCUGUGCAAUACUCAACAUGGCCGGCACCCCUCCCAAGAGCAUGGGGUGCUUCCGAAGGGCCAUGAAGUACAGUCUAUCCUGCUCACUGUUCUCCUCUCUGGUUAGCCCUGGCUCCCCUUCAUUUCUCCUCUUUCCCACUCCCAACCUCCACCCUGGUGACCCCCAUUGGGAAAACUCCUGUGUUGAUGUGAAGACUUUCCACAUUCAUAUGAUUUUUCAAUCUCUAUCUCUCCGAACAGUGACUGGGAUUCUAGAAGCACUGGCUGCUACCUGGCUCUGAGCCAGACAGAACUUGCUCCAAUUCCUCCUCUUUUUUUAAGUUAUUUGAUGGAAGACUAAUCUAAUUUAUGACUUGAGAUUGUGGGUGAAAUAGAGAAGAAGAGGCUACAUUGAUUGUAUGGGGUGUUUUUUUUCUGAGAAUAAGUAUGGGAUUCUGGGCUUGGGGUUGUUUUGUUCUUUUUUUUUUUUUUUCCUUUUUUCCAGAGAGCCUCUCUUACGUCUUUUCCUCCUCCAUUUUGGAUUACAAACAAUGAUCCAAAGGUCAUAAGUGCAGUGUUUUAUGGGAACUGAGCUCAAGGUACUUUGGAGUAUGAGUGGUUUAACUGUUUAUUAAAAGGAGUUGAUGAGGCAACAGAGAAUGACUUUUUACUCGGAAUUAGACAUCUCUUAAAGUCUUAUAGGAAAAACAGAAGGGAAAACAUAUUGGAGGGAAGACAACACUUUUCUGGUGUCCAUUAUGGCCAUCAAUUUAUUGUUAGGACAUUUCUAGUUUUCCAAGCAAUAGUUCCAGC
Messenger RNA from Dromiciops gliroides (monito del monte), 3169 nucleotides. RefSeq names its product solute carrier family 24 member 3 (gene SLC24A3). The transcript is spliced from 17 exons. The record is from RefSeq and is a predicted model, not a curated record. NCBI's taxonomy places the organism in Eukaryota, Metazoa, Chordata, Mammalia, Microbiotheria, Microbiotheriidae. Gene Ontology annotation, biological process: calcium ion transmembrane transport; intracellular calcium ion homeostasis. Gene Ontology annotation, molecular function: calcium, potassium:sodium antiporter activity; calcium channel activity. The coding region runs from base 75 to 2339 and encodes 754 amino acids. Gene Ontology annotation, cellular component: membrane.